AUGACCACUGCUUCCAUCCAGACCAGGGACCAUCGUGAGUUCCUUGACGUCAUCGAUAGGCUCCGCUCCAAGGGAGUCAGUCGCUAUGUUGACCUCCCGAGAUCAUUCGAGAUACGCGAACGGCUCUCCAAGUUUCGUGUCGAGACCGACGCAGAGAACUUGGACCUCGGCACCGUGGUCGAAAAGGCAAGAGAGGAGAUGGGUCUGUCGGGAGGCAAGAACUUUAGCACGGACAUCCUCCGAGUAGAACUUUCCGGGCCAGACCAGCCGCAUCUCACCCUCGUCGACCUACCGGGCCUCUUUCGUGCCGGGAAUAAAGAACAGUCGGCCGCCGACGGCGCCAUUGUCCGCAAGAUGGCACGGGACUACAUGGCGCGCCCGAGGAGCAUUAUCCUCGCGGUCGUAUCAGCCAAGAGCGAUUUUGCCCUGCAAGAGGUCACCGAUCUCACCCGGAACCUUGACCCGGAAGGUACGCGCACCCUAGGUGUCAUCACGAAGCCGGAUACGCUCGAUGCGGGCUCCGAAAGCGAGGUCGCGUACGUGACGCUCGCUCAGAACAAGGACGUGGUCUUCCGCUUGGGGUGGCACGUCCUCAAGAAUAGAAACUACGACAUGCGCGACGCCACCUCCGCCGAGCGCGACGCGUCGGAGACUGAGUUUUCGGCAAGGGCGGACCAGAUCAUGCUUCAACUUCCUCCCCUCGUUCAGGAUGUCCGGUCAGAAAUUUCAGAUUGCCAAGAGAGGCUCGCCCGCUUAGGGACAGCGCGAAAUACCUUUGCUGAGCAACGCCGAUACCUUUUGAGAGUCAGCCGCGAGGUUUCCACUCUUAUUAGGGCCGCUGUUGAUGGCUUCUACAAGGAUUCAUUCUUUGGAUCUUCUCAACAUCAGACAGGGUACCCCAACCGUCUUAGAGCGGUCGUGCAGAACCUGUUGAUCGAUUUUGAGAAAGACAUCCAAGACCAUGGUCGCAUGAGAAUCAUCAUCGAAGAUCCGAGCGAUGUUUCAGAUUUGGACGCAAGACACAUUCCAAGGACAAAGUAUAUCGAGGAGGUCAGAGAAGUGAUUCGCCAGAGUAAAGGAUGUGAGCUUCCAGGAACUUUCAAUCCCUUGAUUAUCUCGGAACUCUUCAAGGAGCAAUGCCAGCCAUGGGCGGCUCUCGCGAUCAAGGCGAAGGACUCGGUGGUAAAUGUUGUGUCACAAACAAUUCAAGCGAUUGUGUAUCACGUCACACUCAAUGAGACUGCCGCAAAAAUUAGCCGAUGGGUUGAUGGCAUGCUGGGUACUCAUAAGGACAACCUAGACAGCAUGGUGACGAGCCUUCUCGACCCUCACAUCAACGGCCACCCAAUCACCUAUACGAAAGAUUUGGUGGAAAACGUCAGAGACAUCCAGAAGAAGAGGCAUCAGAAAGCCUUACAACGCAAUAUCGAUGCGAGUAUUAGGCGUGCACGUAACUCUUUCGAACGAGAUUCCUCAGCCCUCAACGCAUGGGUUUUGAAUCUCAUGGAAGAGCAAUUGGAUCUCACUCUCGAGCAGCAUGGUAGUGACUCUGCCGCGGACUACAUGGAGUCAUAUUACAAGAUGACGGCCUUGAUCGGAGUCUACGAGCAAAUGGUGUUCGUCAAGACAAUAUCGCUAUCAGGCGCGGGUCUUUGGAUUCAGUCUCGUGUCCGACUCCUACCCUUCCGCAGCCAGCCACACCCAGCUAUCUUUGCAUGCGGCAUGCGGCAUUGCGGCAUCAGAUGCCUACGUUGGGCUCCGACACCAUAUUCAAACCAACACAUGAGCCAAGUUCCGGGCCUCCCCGAGCCAGCUCCUCCGAGCAGCCUCCAGGUCUUCACUGGACGAGAGCGUGCGUCCGACUGA
Molecule: messenger RNA, 1866 nt
Organism: Parascedosporium putredinis
Lineage: Eukaryota; Fungi; Ascomycota; Sordariomycetes; Microascales; Microascaceae
Source: the annotation of a GenBank genome assembly